Messenger RNA from Perkinsus marinus ATCC 50983, 1517 nucleotides. RefSeq lists its product as hypothetical. The record is from RefSeq and is a predicted model, not a curated record. Bases 22 to 1107 code for a protein of 361 amino acids. NCBI's taxonomy places the organism in Eukaryota, Perkinsozoa, Perkinsida, Perkinsidae. The transcript is spliced from 12 exons.
CACAAUUCACUCACGGUUGCCAUGUACACAGCAGAUGACCAGAGCGGGUCUCAGACACCGGCAGAUAGCCGCACUGCAGCUGCCCGCACAUUAGCGUCCCUCAUAAUGAGAACCUAUCGAGGAAUGUCAUCAGAAGUGGACGACGAGACUCUCAGAUCAAUACUAUCCAGGCAUCCAGACCUACUCAUGCGGAGGGGCUCAACUAGAGGCUCGGUUUCCACGAGGUGCUCCGACACCGAUUCAGCCUCCCAAGUAGGCCCCGCUGGCAGUAGGUCGUUGGAGGCUACAAGAAGCAAGCCUUCACGUGCAAGCAGCGGCCUACUAGCUCCACCGACGCACGCCAUCAGAAGACGCAGCAGCACCCCCGAUACGAACCACAUUAUGUACGCCAGCGGAGGCUCCAGUACGACACAAUCAGCCGCUGACAAUGUCUCCCUGACCGGAGCAGCAGGGAAGGCUGAAUCUAGAUACAUUGGAGCGUGGGAAAGAAAGAGUAGCGCUGUCACGCUUAUCAGCGAGUCUUCCACAACCGUUCCUGAUGGCAGCAUGCGAGACUCUGUUGCCCGCUCUGCUCCUACCGUACCGUUGUUGGGCUCGCCGAGACUUGACAGGAUCGUGGUCAGCCCAGCGGUCGUUGUUACUGACUCGACCCAAGUUAACGCGGAUACUGCCAGUGAGUGCACUCUCACCGCUAGAAGAGGAAGCACUCUCAGUAUCGUCAGCGAUGGGGAUGAGUCUGCGGGACCUCCGUCUACUGUGGAUCAAUCGGCGCCUUUUCCAGUAGCUGAUAGACGAGGCAGUUUGUUCAGUGUGGAUCCUGCUGAGAUUCUUGGCAUGGUUCGCACGCCCUGCUUCGCCACAUCCCCUUCGGACGCUGAGUUAUUCAAAAACAGAACUCCGACAAUCCCUAGGCACUUACUGACGCCCUACUCUGAAAGAAGUCGAGAUAGGCAGCAGCAGCCAACUCCGAGAUCUCCAGGGCCAUCUCCAUCGAGUGUUGAUGCUGUCGGCUGGAAUAUGUGGAGCCUCACCAAACCAGAAGCGACAGUGAUGCUCCAAACACUCCUAGAGCGCUUCGUGGAAGCUGAUCUAAUUCUCGCGAUGUGACGAAUGCACUGAUAGGCCAGCUGGUGAGAGCUCAUCCAGAGCUAGUGAUACCGCUCAAUGUUACCGAUACAACGCAGUGAGUUUCCGGCAAGGCCGUUCCGGCAACCCGUGAUCGAACUCGUUUUCAUACUGAAGAUAGAGUUGCACUUACCUGGUGCUUGUUUCGGCACCUCUUAAUCUCAAUAUCGUAGUACACAGUACCCCGACAGAACGUUACGUAAGGAUUAGUUAUUUGGACAUUAUUUCUAAUUGCUUCAAUUCCAAGACGAGGCUACUGCAUCAUACUCAUUUCAUUUGUACCUUAUUCUAAUGGUUUGCAGUGACAGCCGAACGAAUGCAUCCUCUGCAGUCUACAAUUACAACGUAGUCGGAAAUUAUUGGAUCUCCGCAGUCUUCGAUCUCAUGCUGUG